Molecule: messenger RNA, 279 nt
Organism: Parnassius mnemosyne (clouded apollo)
Lineage: Eukaryota; Metazoa; Arthropoda; Insecta; Lepidoptera; Papilionidae
Source: the annotation of a GenBank genome assembly
AUGUGCGUUGCGCAGGCGAUCCUGUGCGGGCACCUGGAGGACUUCGUGGGCGAAGUGCAGUCGCUGGGCGAGGCGCUGGUGCGCGCGUGCGUGUCGGUGUACGAACGCGUGCGCGGCGCGCUGCGGCCGACGCCUGCGCGCGCGCACUACGCGUUCAACCUGCGCGACCUCUCCAAGUGCGUGCAGGGCGCGCUGCAGGCGCACGCGGCGUACGUGCGGCUGCCACGAGACAUGCUCAGGUACCAACCACCAACCAACACAUACCCUGUUAUACAAUAA